Molecule: messenger RNA, 2048 nt
Organism: Pteropus alecto (black flying fox)
Lineage: Eukaryota; Metazoa; Chordata; Mammalia; Chiroptera; Pteropodidae
Gene: CUNH2orf72
Product: chromosome unknown C2orf72 homolog
Exons: 4
Coding region: 1-567 (188 amino acids)
Source: RefSeq, a predicted model, not a curated record
AUGACCCAGGUGCAGCUGAACUCGUUGAACUCGCCGGGAGAUUAUGGGCGACUUGGGGCCAGCGUUAGUGCAUCUGAGGAUGAUUUAAGAGCAUCAUUUGGGGCCUCAGUCAUUUUAGUGGCCGAGGCCGGGCCCGAGGACGCGGUGGCGCCGGGAUUGAGGCUCCUGGAGGCGCUGCUGCGCACGGUGUUCGGCCACCAGGCGGGAGGCCCGGUGCAGGCGGCCGUCUACUGUCCCGGCCACCCUGCCUCCAGUCUGGCCGUCCAGGCGGCCGCUUGCAGAGUCCUGCAAGCCGCGGGACCUGCGCGACCAGUGGAAGGAGCCUGGGAGAGACCAGGCCUCCCUGCGCUGCUGGCCUGCUUUUCCUGGGGUCCUUGGAGCCGGGGGAAAGACGCAGAUGCCACCUCCCCCAGUGUCCCAGCUCAGGAUACCUUCCAGGACUCCGAGGAGGAGCUGGCACUGACAGCCAUAUUUCCCAACGGAGACUGUGAGGAUCCUGAAAAGGGAUCGAGAGCCUGUGAUGGAGUUGUCCACCCUCCCGCUGAGCCCCCUGGAGCCUCGAGGUGAAGUCUGGACCCCUGGGCUGCCCCAGCUCUAACCUGCAGACUGGGGGCUGGCUCCUUCUCACUGAGCCUCCAUGCCUGCAUGUUGAUCUUGGGGUGGCAGUAACUACGGAGGCCCCACCUGCUGGGGGCUGCCACACUUACAGUUACCAGCAAGGCAGCAGGACCUACUAAGCUAAGCAGGACCUACUAAGCUAAGCUGGACCUAGGAAAACAUAUCAUCCCACUUUGCAUUUGGUCACUCUCUGGUCAUGGUGAGGUUGUUUCUUCUCUCUGGGCCUCAGUUUCUCUAUGCCAUUGAGACAGAUGGCUGUCUACUCUGAGGCUCUGCGGUGCUGUGGCAUCCUUUGUUUGUUUGCAUGAGCAUCCAUCAUUUCAAGUGUAGCUGGAAAGAACUCUGGACCAGAAGUCAUCAGAUGGAGGGGAGGGGGGUGGUCUUAGACCUGUCACUCAACCAAGGGCCUGGCUACCCCUCCAGGCAGCACUGGAAAGGUGUGAAUGCGUGUGCGUGUUGGGAGGGUCCCUGUGACAGUGGGUGCUCCUGGCAUUUAGUGGGCAUCUCACAUUGUGUAGGACAAUCUCCAACAGCAUAGAAUUAUUCCACUCAAAAUGCCAGUCAUGGCACGUUUGAGAAACUCUAACUGAGCCAGUCUCUUCUCCCUGUCAUAUUCUAGGAAGAGUCCCCAGAGCAGAGGAGGUUGGGCUUCCUAGGACCUGGGCUCCCAAGCAAGCCAGAAUAAAGACUGCACCGCCAUUGCCUGGGGGGCUGUGGGGCCAGAGCCAAGAUGCCCUAUGUGCUGCAGGCCCAGGACAGAAAUAGCCUUGCAAACCCAUGAGAAGAAAGGGCCUCUUUCUUCUUCAUGUUGACACUGAUUUUCUGUGCCAAGUCCUUUGAGAACAAGGAUGCCAGGAACUGCCCACGGCACCAAACGGAAAAUUAGGGGUAUGGAUUAAUACAAGGGCAUAGGAAUUGCUCUCAAUCUCAAGUCCUAAACCAAGAUCAAAGCCGACAUAGCCCAGAGGUGCCAAGUUCCUGAAUCCUUUUUUCUCUGUUUAUGAGUCAGACAGGGUUGAUGACGUUCCCUUGAAAGUCAGGAAAGCCAUCUGUUCACUCAGAGAGGGAACUCUGCAUUACCUCCUUUGUCUUUCUUGCCUUCCCCUGGAGAAAUCCAGUCUUUGGAAUGGCAAGGACAGCUCCUGAUUUUUCCCUAGUAGGAAGUACUAUCUAAGGGAAGAAGCUAAAUUCAUUCGUUCAUGCGUGAUUCACAGCAGACAUGCAAUUGUGCCUACUAUUUACUCAGCGUUCUGCCAAGCGCUGCAUAACUUCCUUUAGUUAUUCCAGCUCUCUCAACGAUGGUGCCAAAAUGUGGAAUGGGAACCAACCCUUCCGUGGUGAGGGGCUCUGUCGUGUUAAGAGGAUCCCUCUCUGCUCUAUGCCUCAAAUUUAUCCUCUAUAAUAGGGAGCGUAAUCCCUGUUAGUGUGAG